UAUAGUCAGUUACUAAUGAGAGAGCAUAUAAUAAAGACAAUGGUAACGGGUCCUACAGAACAAGGAAUGCAAGCUGAUGUUAUAUUUGUUAUUGAAGGGACGGCUGUUAACGGCGCAUAUCUCAAUGAUCUCAAAGCAAGUUACAUCAUACCAACAUUAGAGUAUUUUAGUCAAGGUGGCAUAGAAGAUAGGGAGUACAUCUCUGAGAAUAGUACAACAUUGUACGGGAUAGUUGUUUAUCACGCAGCUGAUUGUUUACCAGCACCAUGCACGGAGACAUUUGGUCCUUAUACAAAUCCGCACAAAGUAUCGAUAGUACUAGAUAAGCUUGAAAUGGUUGGUGGAAAGGGUGAAUCCUAUGCAAACAUAGGUGAAGGAUUGGCAACGGGAUUACAGUGUUUUGAAGAUUUGCAGCUAAAACGAGAGUCUAAUACAGCGUCUCAGAAACAUUGUAUUUUAAUAUGCAAUUCACCUCCGUAUCAAAUUAUGAUUCAAGAAUGUUACAAGUUUGCUGGUCAUACUAUUGAACAAUUGGCUACCAUUUAUCAAGAGAGAAAUAUUAAUAUCUCUAUAUUGUCACCGAGAAAGAUCCCAGCGUUGUUUAAGUUAUUCGAGAAAGCCGGUGGUGACUUGCAGUCGUCACAAACGAAGAAUUACGCCAAGGAUCCGAGGCAUUUGGUGCUUCUGCGCAAUUACAAUCUGAAAGAACGGCCCGUUAGCCCCGCGAUGAGCGGUAACGUUCACAAUGCCGCGGCUACCGCGGCGCAAAUUCCUCUGAGCCCGUUACAGAGCAACGACAGCCCGAACACUAAUCAGGUACAGCAGAACAUCGCUCCGCCGAGUCAACCGCAGGGCCCUCCCUUCCGGAAUCAAGCACCUCAAAACAUCACCUCCGUGCAUCAAACCGUGACGCCGUCCAUGGCGGCGCCGAUGAAUGCCGCGCGUCCCCCUUACAAUCCGCAGUUAGCCGCGCCGCCAAAUUAUCAUCCGGCAAGUUUAGGCCCGAGAGCGACGCACACCAGAUGGAUGCGGCCGCCAUUCAUAGCCCCCGGAGCGACUGCGCCUGCAAACACGCAGAACAGUAGUGCGCUAAUAGCGCAACUGACACAACCACCCUCGUUAGGACUCAAUGUGACUACGUUCGGCCAAAGAUUAGAUGUAGGAGGAAAUAACGUUAUGGCGCCUAAUCCACAACAGCAGCAGCAACUCACACAGCAACAGCAGCAACAAAUGCGACUGACGAUGCAAUUGCAGCAACAGAAUGCCCAGCAAGCUACAAUGUCCAUGACCGCCCAACCGACCCACAGCCAGCCAGGAUCGCAGCUUACUGUAUCUUGUAUGAGCCAGUCGGUGCCCACUCAAGUACCGCAAACUGUCACAGCUUCACAAGCACCGGUCUCAGUGUCUUCUGUCACGCAACAGAUUGCUCCUCCUCAGGCACAAGGCAACGUAUCCACCGUGCAAGGUACUGUGCAAGGUCAACAACUUGUGCAACGCGAACGGCAGAACAUCUGGCAAGGUAUUCUAGAGUGGAUCGAAAAAGCCAAGAAUCCCUCAGAUGCGCAAAAACAGACGAGACAUGUACCGUGUCAAGUAUCGGCUAAUUCGAAAGACGGGGAUCCAGAACUGAAAGCGGAUACCUGGCCACCAAAGUUGAUAAUGCAACUAAUGCCAAAACAAUUGAUAGGGAAUAUUGGUAGUUCCUACUUGAAAAAUUCCAAAUCUGUUAUUUUUCAUCCCACGCCGUGUGAAGCAUUAGAGUCUCUGACGAAAAUGAUGAGCGCCGGAUUUGCCGGUUGCGUUCACUUCACUUCAAAUCCGCCAAGCCCAGCUUGCGAAAUCAAAGUGCUUAUACUAUUGUACACUCUGGAGAAAAAAUCGUAUUUAGGUUUUAUUCCCAACGACCAGACAGCUUUUGUAGAUAGCUUGCGUAAAGUGAUACAACAGCAGAAAACGUCUCAUGCCUCUAUGAGACAAGGACAAGCCAAUCCUGGCCCAGGAAACACAAUCCCGGCACCCAUGCCUACCACAGGUACUCAGGGGGGUAUUCUGAUGUCCCAAACGAAUACUAUAGCAAUGGGUGGUGGUCAAAUAACACAGAACGUUAUAUCGAGCAAUGCUUCUCCGCAAACAUUAAGUUCGACUGUUCCGCAGACUCAAAUGAACAUGCAGAACAGCGGUAUUAGUGGACCACAGGCAAAUGCUGGCGCCGCAGGCAUGAUUACUCAGCAGAGACCUCCGUAUGAUGAUUUGGAAAUUGCCAGACAUCAGAAUUUAUUAAAAAUUCAACAUUUACGACAAACGUUAGAGGCUGCGCAACAGCAAGAGGCGCAAUACAAAUCGCAAUUAGAAGUAAAUAUUCAACAGAAUCUCGAGGUUGCGCAGCAACAGGAAAUGCAGUAUAAGCAGCAGCUUGAGGCGCAACAGGCACAGAGAGGCAUCAACCCGGCUGCCAUGGCUAACCAACAAGCCAACACUCAAAGGCUGAUGCGUCCUGUCUCUGCCAGUAAUCUCGGUCUUAGACAUUUAUUACAACAGCCACAACCACAGUAUAGACAACAAGUAUUUGGAGUACAACAGCAAAUGGUCGGACCAAGGGGCCAGAUAACAACAAGACCAAUGGCACCGGGCAAUACACAAAAUCAGCAGUUUGAAGAUGUGCCGAAUGACUUCAUGACUUUCUAAAUUUAAUUUUGUUAACAAGUGAUCUGUUAGUGUUUGAUCUUUGCACGGCCGGUAACGUGAAAAAUCAAAUGUCACGUCAAUCUUAACUCAUGAUAAUAUUAUUAUCUCAGAAUGAUAUUAUAGGGAAUAACAAUUUUCUAUUUUAUCUUUCAAGAAAAUGCAUGCAAGUGUCAGCCUUAGAUUUUGAUAAAGUUUAAAUAUUAGAUCAACACAAGCGUGCGCUACGCGCACGCUACUUAGCUAAUUAUUAUUAUAAAAAAUAUAUAAAAAAUCUCGGUAAUUAAAUAAGUAUUAAACUUAAAAAUUUUCUCUUCAUCAGGCUAAAAAUCUAUUUAUAAAUAGGCUUCUAUAUCCUAUAAUAUCGAGGAAGAAAAAUUCUUCUUGUUUCACUGUCUUUAAUAUUUUUUCUUCGACACGCAAACUGAUGAGCUGUCAGAAUUUCGAGCAUCGACUUUUUGUGCCAUUUUUAGAAAAGGAGCAUCAAGAAGUACAGUGACAUUUCGCACCAAAUAUGAGAUGCUACCAUAUACAUAUCUUUUAUCAGAAAUGAUAUUAUAGUUUAAGAUAAGAUAGGCAAUAUCUUUUUAUAUAUAUUAUAAAUCUCCUUAAGCAUAUUGAAGAGAUGAAAUAUACCCUUCGGGAAAAUUAAUCUUUGUUUUGGAAUAAAUAUGGCCAAAACGGUGAGAAACGAUACUUGCACGUGUUUUCUUAAGGUUUUGCAUUAGUCGCUAUGACUGUUCCUGUUUAAUGACGUCAGAAGCGAGAAAACGCAUGCCAAGAUUUUUUGCGUUAUAUUUUCAAGUAAAAAGAUUCACAAAAUGAUAUUUAUGAUCGAUUGAGCACAAAAGUUGUAAAAUUGGACGAACACUUACUCGAACAAUUAAUAAAUAGUCACAAAGUUAAUUCGACAUGGAACCUUUUUUUCCAAUCUCUUUUUUCAAGAUUUUGUCAAUAUUAAUUUUACGGCUACUUAUUGAUUGUUCGAGUAAAAGAAAAGUAUCCAAUUUUACAAGUUUGCCGAAUCGAUCACAAAUGUCAUUUUGCGGAUAUAUUUUUUAUUUGAAAGUAUAAUGCCAAAAAUUCUGGCAUAUGUUUUGUUGCUUCUGACGUCAUUAAACAAGAACAGUCACAGCGACUAUUCCGGAGCGUUGAAACAAAUUUUUGUAUUAAAUUUUUAGUUAAAUUUAUCAAAGAGUUUUUAAGUUAUUUAUUAUUUAUGCAGAAAAUAGUACAUAUAAUGGUCGAAGAGAAUUUUCUUCAGAAAUUUCAUUUUAUUUUAUAAACUGUAACUGUGUAUUAUCGAGAAUGUAUCACGUUCAGAUUUGUAUGCACGUGUAUAGUGUGUGUGAGAGGGCUGUUCAAUCAAAUAUAUAGAAGCCACGUCUCUAUGGAAA
Messenger RNA from Dinoponera quadriceps, 4079 nucleotides. Its product is annotated as mediator of RNA polymerase II transcription subunit 25-like. Lineage: Eukaryota; Metazoa; Arthropoda; Insecta; Hymenoptera; Formicidae. Gene Ontology annotation, cellular component: transcription regulator complex; mediator complex. The transcript has 15 exons. The record is from RefSeq and is a predicted model, not a curated record. Bases 16 to 2685 code for a protein of 889 amino acids. Gene Ontology annotation, biological process: positive regulation of transcription by RNA polymerase II.